This is a messenger RNA of Symbiodinium natans, 573 nucleotides long. The record is from the annotation of a GenBank genome assembly. NCBI's taxonomy places the organism in Eukaryota, Dinophyceae, Suessiales, Symbiodiniaceae.
AUGCCAUUAUCGGGAGUGCUGCUAUCGGGUCACAUCGCAAGCUGCUGGUCCAAGAUGUCGGAGCUUCCCAGAUGGGAAAGAGCACUUCUUGCCGGCUGCGGAGUUGCGGCCGCGGCGGGCGCUUGCUGGUACAUUGUUCAGGCAGCGGAUGUAGAGGAUGUUCCAUGCCAGGCUGAAGAUGUGAGCCGCUUCUAUCAAGUUGUGGACCCUGACAUGGGCAUCAACUUACGCGCAGAGCCGGACACAUCGUCCGAAGGCACUGCCUACGUCCUUAUUCCUGGUGAGGCUUUCCACGUGUCACGCGUUAUUCAAGAUGGAGGCCAGGAGUUCCUUUGCCUCAGUGAUGGGCGUGGCUGGGCCUUUACACGCAGCCCCAAAGAUGGCGCGGUGAUCUGCGUAAGAUGUACCGAGCAGGAGGUGAUGGAAGCCGGAGGAACCGCACUUGAUCAAGUGGAGGCGAUGCUGAGGAGCAAGCUGUUCCAAACCGAGGACAUGCCAGAGGAUGCUUUCCGGCAAAUGGCACGGAGGGUGCUGCUUGCAAAAGACGAGAUGCCAGACCGGCCAUCUGGGUAG